Messenger RNA from Zonotrichia leucophrys gambelii, 1717 nucleotides. RefSeq names its product putative nuclease HARBI1. The record is from RefSeq and is a predicted model, not a curated record. Bases 365 to 1717 code for a protein of 450 amino acids. The transcript is spliced from 3 exons. NCBI's taxonomy places the organism in Eukaryota, Metazoa, Chordata, Aves, Passeriformes, Passerellidae.
GCCGGGGGAACAGGGACCAAACCGGGGAACCAGGACCGAGCCUGGGAAACCGGGAUCCACAGAAGCAGGGACCGGCUCCGGGACCCGGACAGACUGUCCCUGCCGGCGUCGGGAUUCACCGAUACGGGGACAGGGACAGCGACCAACUGCCCCCACCGGCCCCGGGACCGACUGGGACAGAUCGGGACCAACCGCUUCCAUCGGGAUCGAUCGGCACCGGCACCGGAACCGGUGCGGCAUCGACCCGGUCAGAAACAGCGACCGCCCGCUCUCACCGGACUGCCGCGGCCACCGGCCCCGGCUGGGUCUGGCCCCGCCCCUCUCGCAUUAGCCACGCCCCUUGCACCGUAGCCCCGCCCCCGGCAUGUCCCACGCGGUGCUGCUGCUGCGGCGGCUCCGGCACCGGCACCGGGAAGGGAACCGGGACAGCGACGAGGAACAGGACGGGGAGCGGGAGCAGGACUGUGACAGGGACCGGGAGCAGCACGGGGAACGGGAGCAGGACUGUGACAGGGACCGGGCGCGGGAUCAGUUCUGGGACAGGGACUGGGAUGAACCCCACGAACGGACCCGCGAUCAGUGCCGUGCUCAUGACCGGCAUCCCGCACCCACCGGGAUCUCCCUCCCCGCUGCUCCUCCAUCCCCGCUCCCCCGCCGCGGCCGCCGCCGCCGCCGCCCGUACCCGGCGCAGCGCAUUUACCGGGUGCGCUGCUCCUUCCUGGAGCUCAGCGACGAGCAGGCGCUGCGGCGCUGCCGCCUGGACCGCGCGGCCAUCGCGGCGCUGUGCCGGGAGCUCGGGGCCGACCUGCAGAGCCUGACCGGCCGCAGCCACGCUCUGCCCGUGGCCGUCAAAGUCACCUCGGCCUUGGCCUUCCUGGCCUCGGGCUCCUUCCAGACGGCGUCGCGCCUCAGCACGGGCAUCAGCCAGUCGGCCAUGUCCAACUGCCUGGCGCAGUUCCUGGCGGCCUUGCAGCGGCGGGCCGGCCGCUACAUCGCCUUCCCGCCGCCUCCCGAGCCCCCCGGGGACCCCCCGGCGGCGCUGCCCGGUGUGCUGGGCUUGGUGGGCGCCAUGCACGUGGCGCUGAGGGCACCGGCGGAUAACGAGCCGCUGUUCCGCAACGCCGCCAAUUUCCACUCCAUCAACAUGCAGGUGGUGUGCGACCGCCGCGGCCACAUCACCAACGUGGUGGCCAAGUUCCCCGGCUCGUGCGCCAACGCCACCGUGCUGGAGAACUCGGCCCUGGCGCGCCUGAUGGAGGGCAGCAGGAGCGAGGGGGUCUGGCUGCUGGGUGUAACUCAGGUGUGUCCCCACCACUCCAGGUGUAACUCAGGUGACGGCUCGUACCCGCUGAAGCCGUGGCUGCUGACGCCCAUCGCGGGCCCGCGGGGCGCGGCCGAGCUGCGCUACAACGCGCUGCACUCCCGCACGCUGGCCCCGCUGCGCCGCACGCUGGGGCUGCUGCGCCGCCGCUUCCGCUGCCUGGCGGGCGGGGGGCUCCAGUACAGCCCCCCCAAGGUGUGCCAGAUCUUCCUGGCCUGCUGCAUCCUGCACAACAUCGCCCUGCGCCGCCGCGUUCCGCUCCUGGAGCCGCCCGAGCCGUGCCCGGCGCUGCCCGAGCCGCCCCCGCAGCCGCCGCCGCCCCCCGGGCCCGGAGCUCGGGAGGGGCGGGCGGUGCGGGCCCGGCUGGUGCAGCGGGUGCGGGAGGGCUUGGGGUGA